Molecule: messenger RNA, 1058 nt
Organism: Medicago truncatula (barrel medic)
Lineage: Eukaryota; Viridiplantae; Streptophyta; Magnoliopsida; Fabales; Fabaceae
Product: vacuolar protein sorting-associated protein 32 homolog 1
Exons: 7
Coding region: 160-825 (221 amino acids)
Biological process (GO): vesicle budding from membrane; late endosome to vacuole transport via multivesicular body sorting pathway
Cellular component (GO): cytoplasmic side of plasma membrane; multivesicular body; ESCRT III complex
Source: RefSeq, a predicted model, not a curated record
AUCAAUCUUAUUUUAAUGGGUUUGAAAAACGGGUUCACAUAAAACGGAACAAAACCACAUUCACGAACCAAAAUUCCUCUGUAAACCUCAAUCCGCAAACCCUAAAUAGAGCUACCUUUUGCGAUUUCAGAACUUCGAUUUUGAUUGAUUCUUGUAACCAUGUCCAAAACAUUGCUUACCCGACUUCUUGGCAAACCUAAACCAAAAGUCAGUGCUCAAGAGACUAUAGCCAAAUUAAACGAGACGCUUGAAAUGCUAGAGAAAAAGGAGACAGUGCUACUUAAAAAGGCUGGAGCGGAAGUUGAAAAAGCCAAAGAAUUCACGAGGUCGAAGAAUAAAAGGGCGGCAAUACAGUGCUUGAAGAGGAAGAGGCUAUAUGAUCAGCAAGUAGAGCAGCUUGGAAACUUCCAAUUGCGUAUUCAUGAUCAGAUGAUAAUGUUGGAAGGAGCCCAAGCGACUACAGAAACGGUUGAUGCGUUGAGAACUGGAGCAUUUGCUAUGAAGCGCAUGCAAACAGAAUUCAAUCUUGAUGAUGUUGACAAUAUCAUGGAUGAGAUCACUGAACAGACAGAGAAGAUGAGACAGGUUCAGGAAGCAUUGUCAGCUCCAAUUGGCCCAGCCGACUAUGAUGAGGAUGAAUUGGAAGCAGAACUUGAAGAGCUAGAGGGUGCUGAGUUGGAAGAACAGCUUCUUCAACCUACAAUUACAACUCCAGCAGCCCCGGUGCAUGUCCCAGCUGGGCAGCAACAUACCCACCCUGUGUCUGUGAAACCAACAGCUGAGGAAGAUGAAUUAGCAAAGUUGCAGGCUGAGAUGGCACUUUGAGCAGAAUUUUGCAGGCAUUGGUGUGCAUGACAUGUGUUACCUCUAAAGAUUUGGAACCGGUGACUUGGAGAAUUCUGCCUAACCUUACAAUCACUUGAUUUUUUUGGGGAAUUAUUGAACAGACAUGAUGUGAUGUAUAUAUAGAUGAUAAUUUUGAAACAACCCUUUGAAAUCUUAUCGUGCUUUACACAUUAUACAUGUACUGUUGCAGAGUAUAUUGAUGCAUUUGGUUA